Carassius auratus (goldfish) is the source of this 1732-nucleotide messenger RNA. RefSeq lists its product as uncharacterized. The record is from RefSeq and is a predicted model, not a curated record. Gene Ontology annotation, biological process: G protein-coupled receptor signaling pathway; sensory perception of taste. Gene Ontology annotation, molecular function: bitter taste receptor activity; G protein-coupled receptor activity. The transcript has a single exon. Bases 372 to 1466 code for a protein of 364 amino acids. Lineage: Eukaryota; Metazoa; Chordata; Actinopteri; Cypriniformes; Cyprinidae. Gene Ontology annotation, cellular component: membrane.
UUUCUUUUUUAGCUUUUCUUUUUUUUUUUUUUUUUUACUUUAGUACUUCACCAUAAACUAAUUACAGUUUGCUUCCAAGGGCACCAUUUUAGUUAACCUAAGGUUUUUAUAUAUGCUGUAUAAUUUUAUUUUAUUUAAAAAGACUUCGUUAGCAAUGACACUUUACCACUUUUAUUUUACUGUAAAGUAUAAAAGAUAACAUUUAUCAUCUUCAUUGAAUUUUUUCAUCUAAUAUUUAUACUUGACUUCGUUUCAUGAAUUCAUUUGACAUUAAUAUUUUUAGUAAACUCUAAAAACACAGUUUGACAGAUCUUUUCCGGUACACAAGAUCACUGGGGUCUUUAUCUCAGGAGAGACAUCUAAAGAUCUAAAUGUCAUCUGUCUGCAGAUUUAGUACUGUAUUAAAGAGAUCUCUUUUUCUUUUCUGUUUGUUAAUGUUGAGAUCACAAUACUCUUUCAGAGAACAAUCGACCAUGCUGUCGUCCUUGGACAAACUCGUGGCCUGGAUACUGACUGGCUUCUUGGCCAUUCUCACUAUCUUCUUCAACAUGUACCUGCUUCUGAUCAACCAGAGGAACUACCGGAAGAGCACAAAGCCCCGACUGAGCCCGGCCGACUUCAUCAUCACGGCCAUCUCCCUGGCCAGCAUCUCCCUGCAGGUUCUCACGUACUUCUGGCAGACCUUGGAUGUGAUCGACACUGUGUGCCGCAUUAGCUUAGCGGGAGCCAUCCUGCUGGUGCUCAUCUUCAGCCUCAAGUUCAUCAUCUUCUGGAGCACGGCGUUCCUGACCUUCUACUACGGUAAUAAGUUGGUGGUUGAGCCCGUCCACUGCUUCACACGCAUCCAGGAGGCCAUCAUCAAAAACGUCCACAUGGUCCUGGCGGUGAUCGUCGUGAGCGGCUUUGCCAAUUGUGUGCCGUUGCUGAGCGUGUUGACCUACAACACCACCACCACCACCACCACCAGCGGACUGAGCGAUUGUGGGUCCAUCAUGCCCACCGACACGACCGGACUCGCCUACAUCUUCUACUACGUGAUCAUCUCUGACAUCGUUCCAGGAAUCAUAAUGGUCAAAUGCAGCAUUUCCAUCUCGUACUACCUGGCCAAACAUCUUCUGGACAUGAAGGCCAGUAGCAACAGCGCCCAUGGGCCCAAGCUCGGCACGCAGAUCCGGGUCAUCAAGAUGACUCUCAGUUUAGUGGUCGUGUAUGUGGUCUUUCUGAUCGUGGACAUCGUCACGCAGAUAACGGUGGUGCUGAUGAGGCAGAACACACUGGCCCUGACCGUUCUCUUCGCUAGCAUCUACACCACAGUCAGCGCGUUCGUGCUGGUCUAUGGGAAGAAAAGCUACUGGAAGGAACUGAUUGCAACGUAUAACCUCUUUUUAGACGAGUACCCCUGUUUGAGCAGCAUGAAGGUGGAAGAGGUCAAAACAGAACCGCAUGAGAACAGCAAUGGGCACUAAGCUUGAUGGAAAUGAUAUAGUUGUGUAGCUUCUUGCUAUUUUUCCUGAAAAAGAUCCUUUGAGAAGUCUUCGAAAUCUUCACUGCGUACAGAGAAGCAGAUCGUAAAAUGAUCUGCACAAAACAAAAAAUAGAUUUUAAUUAUUUUAUUAAACAAAUAAAAUAAAAAAAUCAUUUUACAACUCCCCUAGAGUUAAACAGUUGAGUUGUACCGUUUUCGAAUCGAUAACUAUUGAAGAGUCAAGUUUUAAAUAGGAAAAAUAUUGAA